UGCCAUCCAGUCGGUCCGCAGCCUUCGCGGAGUGCGAACUUCACAAUUGAUAUGACAGCCGCUCGCAGCAUAUGAACACACGCUGCGGUAGGGUAACGAUAAAAUUAUGACUUUUGGAGCUAACCACGUUCGAGUAAAGGAGUUUCAUAGGAUUGUUUCUAGGUAUUGGGAAGUCUCCGGUGCGACCGCCGAGAGGCGUGAAAAACUGUAAAAACAGUGUGACUGUGUUGUGUUUUUUUUUAAUGAAAAUGGUGCCCCAACAAGUGUCGGAUGUUCGGUCCAUGUCGCCGACUGCGAGCGCCGGGCCGGUGUUCGGUUCCCAGUUGGUGGACAAAAACUCGUCCACACCUUAUACGGAUGCUACACAGACGAAGAAGAACAACCCCAACCACAUCAAAAGGCCGAUGAACGCGUUUAUGGUGUGGUCCCAAAUAGAGCGCAGGAAAAUUUGCGAACAAACCCCCGACAUGCACAACGCGGAGAUCUCUAAAAAUCUGGGCCGCGUUUGGAAGACCCUCAACGACGUGGAGCGUCAGCCCUUCAUAGAUGAAGCUGAAAGGCUCAGGCAGCUACAUAUGAGGGAAUACCCAGAUUACAAAUAUAGGCCUCGCAAAAAGGCAGCCAAGCCCGCGCAGCGUACUGGAGCAGUCUCAAAACAAAAGCGCAAGCAGCGAGCCGACUCUAAUAACAAUAGAGGAGUCUCUAGAAGACGGUCGAGGCCCACGCCUCCGUCCGUCCCUAGCGUACCAGUAGAAACACCAGCGCCUACAUUAUUGCCGUUACCAGCGUCCCCAGCAGGAUCUCCCGAUUCCCCAGAGUCCGCCUGCUUUUACGAGGACAGCCAUCGCCGAGAGCAAUCAGACCUCACCGAUCUGUACUCUAUCACGGACCUGCUCCCGCUGCCGACGGACUGCGAGGUGGACCUGGACGCGCUCACGGACAUGGAGUCGUUCGAAACGGCCUCCUCCUCCUCGGGCUCGCACUUCGAGUUCUCGUGCACGCCGGACGUGUCAGACAUGCUGAGCGAGAUCGGCGUGGCGGGCGACUGGGUCGACCACACCUUCUCCUCGUACCUCACGUCCUCUUAGAGCGCGAGCGGGUCGCCACGGCCGCAGCCGUUCCACUGAUCUCAUGCGUUCGGCCCUGUGCCCACCAGGCCGACGACGCGGCGACCGCUGCCGCCCCGCCUAGAGAGUGCCUACAUCCAAAAUGACGUGUCGAUUUGGAUUCAAUGUACAAAGUUAUUUAAUAAGGAUCGAGGGUGAACUUUUGUUUUAGUGAUCAACCAACCGUUCGCGGACGAAUUCUUCAUGAGUUCUUAACUUUGGUUUCUUUAGUUUGUUUAGAAAUAAAAUCGAAUGCUCCGUGCGACGUCGUCGCAAUCGUAUCGGGUUUAAAAACAUAGGCUGUGAGUUGGUUCUCGUUUAUGUCGCUUUCGUUUAAAUUUAAUGGGGGUAAUUUCCAAAGAUCACGGCACGUCUCAGAUGCGUCUCAGUACAGAAUCCGUCUCCUCUCCGUCGCUGCCGGGCCGGUCCGGCGCGGGCCGGGCCGCGUCCGUGUUCUAUACGUGUACAUUACUCGACUUGGCUUCUAGUACAUGCUGAACCGAUAAGUUUGCGGGAAACUACACUCUUUAUUUUAUUAACAUUUUGUACUUUAAGGGCAAUCGUCAUUUUACUUUGGAAGUGUCUUAGAUGAAAUAAUUAUGUAUCAUUCGAUGAAUAGAAAAAUAAGACUAGAAUAGUCAUGUUUGUCUUGCGUUCCAUUUACUGUACGUAAGUUCACUUUAUACUUUGAUGCACGUAGAUGAUAGUUUGAAAAUUAUAAUUUUUGUUUCGGAAGCUAAUCGGUAUGUCAUUGAAAGAAUUUCGGAAUGCGGGAAUUUCGAGAAUGUUAUAGAACGGGUGGAGCCCCCACAGUUGUCCUUUUGUAAACAGUCGCCCGGUCGCUUUUGCAGCUCUAAGAUUUCAUUUUGCCGCGCGACUUUGUAAAGUGGGGGCUCACGGGUGAGAUUUCUAUUCGAGUUGGUAUUGCUAUUAUGUAUGUUAGAAUGUUAAGGUAAGAUAUAAUCUCUGUUCAAUGGUAAGGCAUGAAAUUAAAAAUGUAUAGUAACGACGGCACCCAAGAUUGAUGCGAAGGGACACUUUUCUUUCUUUCUUCACGCAAAUCUUUUGAACACAAACGUCUAUAGAAAGAUACAUAUCAAUAAAGGGAUGUAUUGUAUCGCGGGACGGUGAAAAUAAGUCGGUUCGACAUAUGCGUCAGGUUUCACUCAAAAUGUUUUGCUAUUUCAAACUCUGUGAUUUACUUUAUGGAUUUUCUAAAUUGUAAGGUUCUAGUGGAGACUGAUAACGCUAUAGAUUAGUUUUAGCCGCGCUAGCUUCUCAGAAUUUUAAUUUUUAAAACUGGUCGUGAUUAUACGGUGGCGUCGCAGCUCUUUGUGAUUAGGUGCGAUGCUUUCUCAUUUUUACUGUCUGAGUCGAAACGUCGAAUAAUGAUUACUUUAAAGUUAAAAAGCAUUUACUUUUUUACUCCGCGUUUAGUUCUGAAUAUAGUAAAAGUUAUUGUCUUACCCAACUGAAUCACAAAGAGUUUCAUGAGCACUGUGUAAAUAAAUUCACUUUGUACCUAUUUUUGAUAAUUUGUGUUAUUGUGGAAAUCUGGUCACAUCAAUGAAUAAUGAAAAUGAUGUUAAUGAUGCAACGCCAGAUGAUAUACCUGACGAAGUUUGUAAAUGUGAUGAGACAGAGUCCCACACUAAUGCAGAAGCUAAAUUGUAAAUUGUCGCUAAAGUCUGUCAAUUCAUUGAAAAUGGUGUCACUUAGUUAGAAGGUAAUGUUUACAAGAUAAUUCCGCAGUGUAAGAGUCAUUAAGAUUGAUCCUUCUAAAAUUACUAUUUCAAGUGAAAUCAAUAUUUGUAGGAUAUCUGUGUCCUUCAUAAAGUAAGGGAUCCGUUGUGGAAGAAAAUGCUUUACCAAUAUUAUUAUAUUCUUAUAAAUAUAUAUGUAAAAAAACGAGUUCAUGUAUAACUUAGUAAGUGUCUAUGAAAUCCAAUUAUUUAAAAUGCAUAAAUACAAACAUGUUAUCUAUACAUUAAUAUAACUGCGAAACUGUAAGUUUAACUGUCUUGUGUGUUCUAGGGCGAUAUUAUUAUAUUAAUAAUACAUUAUAAUAAUGAAAAGGGAAUAAAAAAAAAUUGUGCCUAAUAAUGUCUUGGAACUCUUCUAUGUAUAUUUUAGUGAUGCUCAACAACUAUUUUUAAGCGCGUAGUGUUCUGUAGAUGCUGUCAAAAUAUCUAAUACUAUAAUAAACUACAAGUAAGAUUUCCUUUAACGCCAGAUAUGCAUUUUCUACUAGUUUUGCUUCAUUAAUGAUAUUCAUAUUGGAUCUUGGAGAAAUUAUUGCACUACUUUUUUAUAAAACUUUGAAUAUUUUGAAGUGGUUUCUUCAAGGUCAUAGUAAAGUAUAUUUUUGCUACGUAAAACGUCCCUCCAUAAUUUUCAAAAUUUUGACAAUAAUGUAUUAUUUCCAUCACAUUCUUGAUCUGGACUAGUUCUUCAUAAAUAAAUGCUAAGUUACUCUUUUUUUACUUUUAUACGCUGAUGCUUUUAUUUCUAUAACAAAUACAAAAUCGUAACAAAAAUACAAAAUCCAACGAGAAAAAGCAAUACUUAAAAGUCUUAUAGAAGAGUAGAGAGAUAACCAACGCUCAAAUUUAGAAUUUAAUAUGUCCUCAGCUAAUGAAAAUAACUUAAUAGUAAACAUAAAUACAGAUUUUAACAAAGUGAUUCGUUUGGAUGUUAACAAUUAUACAAAAAUCAAUAGCAAUUAUGAUGGUACACCAUGACGGAAAAAACAUGAGUGAUUUUUAUUAGUGAGGAGUAGAUGUCGCUACCCGCAGUCUAUUGCUACAGAAUAACUAGUUGAGUAACAAUAGAUUGGGGUUUUUGGCAAAAAUAAAUAACCCCGAGAUAUCGAUAUAACACAACAUCGAAUUUAAAGUAAUUAGCGCUUCUUGUUGUGGUUCUGAAUUGGAAUUAUCAGGGUUUGAUGUUUCUUUUUAAAUGUUUAGAUAUAACUUUGAAAACUCGAAGCCUUCCUUCGUAUGUCCCUAGAUUUGAUCCUUUGCUUUAAAGCAGGCUUUCUUCGUAGCAUCUUCUCAUUGAAGGUAUAUAUAUAAAUCUAUUGCGUGUAAAUAAGUACCUAUUGAAACUGUUAAUAAUAAACGUCAAAAUAAAGCGAUACUGUGAGAAAAAUUAGAGGGUAUAAUAAAUACGCGUCUCAAAAAUAAAUAUCAUAGAGGACGUAGUUAGUUGUUGUAGGUUAUAUAUGUAAUUAAUAAUUGUUGUAAUUCAUUUAACAGCUUUGGGCUUGACAUCCAAGUAUGUAGGUGACCCCGAAUAUAGCAACACAUAGGCCUCCCUAACUGUAACAUGUAAAAUAAAACUCUUAAAUUAGUGAUUUGUACAUGCGAUUGAUCAAAAUGUUAGUGAUUAACUCACAGAACUGAAAAGUUGAAAAUAUUCUCGUUAUGUUAUGUGUUUGAAAAUUGAAUCGUAAUUAUAUCUCUCUGUAUAAUAUGUAUGUAUCACGAUUGUUGAUUUAAUUGAUAAGUAUCUUCUAUCGUAAGAAUUGUUUCCAUUUCGUCUUAGAGAUACAACGAAGCUGUCUUUUCUGUUUCUUCAUCGUCCUGCCCAGCACAACAUGUAACGAUUAAAAUAUUAUCUGGUAUCUAAUUGGUGUCUAUAAGAAGGUAAAAUUAAACAUAAAUAACCCUUGUAUUGUAUAUCAACAUCUGUAGUGGAUGCGUAUUAUUGUAAUAAUAAUGUUAUUAUCCGAUUCGUUGUUGGCGUAGCUGUGUCAUUAAUGAUAAUUGGUAUAACGAUAAAGCUAAUGAUAAUGAUAAAACAAACAAAAAAAUUCGCACAAUCUGAGUCAAGGAACUAACAUAGGUUAAACAAUAAUAGGUAGAUAUUAAUGAUUAUGAUUAAGUAACAGAUAUACUUGCAGUAAUAGACGUGAUCGAUAUUGAGGAUUUUAGUUUUCAAGUUUUCGAUGAACAUUUCGUUCACGACUCUCUUUCCAAGUCCACUCUUUACAUGCUAGUAGGAAGAACACGUGCAUUGGAAGGUUUGGAUGUAAGAAACGAAGACGAACUAAAUACCUACCUUCGUAACAAAUGCAGUUGAUUCUGUGUCAGUCACUAAAGCUUAAGAACACGAUCAAAAUGUUAUUAAUGCUUGGAUCUUUCGCGUAGUGUUCAAAUCGUUGCAACUCGAAUGAGUUUUCUAAGCAUGGUAAAGGAGGUUGUUAAUAUUUUGGAUUUCAACUUUAUUCCAGUUGUUUUACUGUAAAUAAGAUUUCGUUGAUCAAAUUGAUUAGGAACAAAAAUGUUUAUAAAAUGGUCCACUAAACUCUAUCAAGUACUAUUAAGGUAAUUUUAGUGUUACCGCAUACGUUUACUUUGAAAUUGGUGUGCUUAGACAUUAAUUUCUGAAAUCUUUUGAAAAGUAUAAUAUGCCAAACUUAAUCCUACUUUUGUAGCUAGAAAGCAUGGCUUUAAUAAAAAUACUGAAUUCGACUGAUAACAUUCUCACGUGAUUACUUUUUCUGACGCUUUACUUCCAUUCUUUUGCCAUUGGACUUUGUAAAUAUCUUGUUAAUAUUUCUUCUUAAGGCCACAUUUUGUUAAGGAUUUUGAGAAAUUUGUAACUCACACCGUACCGUGUGUUCCGAACCAUUCUAGUCUUUUUUAAGAUUUAGAACAUGUACUUUGUUUCUAAAGUCUUUAAAUUCUUCGUUGGUGUCAAGCGGAGUACCAUGCCUUGUUGCUUUACCUUCGAUGAUCGUAGUGGCCUUUAUAUCAUUGAUACCUGAUUUUAUAAUUCAAUUUAUACCAAAAAGAAAAAUGAAGCUCUUAGAAACCGUUACCGAUGGAUCUCUUGUAAGCUAACCGUUGUUCACUCAUUCGGCUAACCAAAUAUUGGGGACAUGUUGUUUUCAACUGUAAUUGGUUCUAAAGUAUUGUACAUAUUAGUGGUCAGAAUUAAUUUAAGAAGGAAAACAACGCACGUUUCUCUUAAACGAAUCAAAGAUUGCCCAAUGGGGUGUAUUUUAUAAUCUUUUGUCCGGCAAUAGUUUAAGAGGUUUUUAUUUGUAUUUCUAAGUUAUUGUCGAGGGCAGGGUUCGCCAUUGUGCCCCUCGGCCGUUGUAUAAAUUAUUGACGUGUAUUUCUUAAGAUAUCUACUAUAAUUGCAUAUAUGUACGUAGUCUUUUAAACUGUUAAGUAUGAAUAAUAAUACUGUAGUUAUGGAUUUAAGGCAAACGUGUACAUUUUGUAUCGUACUUUGUUUCAAUAAUGAAUAUAUAUUAUUAUAUGGUAAAAAUAAAUCAUCCAGUUUUUUAAAA
Molecule: messenger RNA, 6408 nt
Organism: Leguminivora glycinivorella
Lineage: Eukaryota; Metazoa; Arthropoda; Insecta; Lepidoptera; Tortricidae
Product: transcription factor sem-2-like
Exons: 2
Coding region: 243-1088 (281 amino acids)
Biological process (GO): regulation of DNA-templated transcription; anatomical structure morphogenesis; cell differentiation
Molecular function (GO): DNA-binding transcription factor activity, RNA polymerase II-specific; RNA polymerase II cis-regulatory region sequence-specific DNA binding
Source: RefSeq, a predicted model, not a curated record